AUGUUCACCCCACAACGGCUCACUCGUACCAUCAAACCACUCUUGGCGUUGACACGUCGUUGGCAUACAACAGAGAAGGCUGUCUUCCUUGACUUGAAGCAGUUGGAGGCCUUGGAACAACUUGAAUCGGUCGAAUGGGCCGAGCUCCCAGCGAUCAGUCAAACAGUGGCACGCCGAUCAGAAGCAGCAGAAUAUGGACGUAAAAGGAUCGGUGCUGUACCCCUUCCCAAGCCAUUGAUCGAUGGGAUCUCAGAGAUCAUUCAAGAAAGCGACAAAAAGUUAAUACGCACGGAUGCAUUGCGUAUCUAUGAAUCGUUACGUUCGACUUCACGCAUACCAACAGAGGAUACAACAAAAGAACCACACACGGUAGCUUAUGGACCUCGUGAAUCACUUGCCUAUCUCGCUGGAGCAAUGCCAUCCGCUUAUGCAGCAACAUUCAAUGUCCUCCAUGAGAUUUCUCAUCGACUAUCAGACUUUAAACCAAAAACCAUCCUUGACUUUGGUACAGGACCAGGCACAGCAUUAUGGGCAUCACAUCAAGUUUAUGAGGAUAUACAGCAUUGCACGGGCGUGGAUUUGUCAGAGGAUAUGCUUAGCAUAGCUGAGAGGCUGCAGGACAGUGUCGCUCCUCAAUUACCAAUCGAUUUUAAGCGAUAUCUUGCAUUAGGACCAGAGGCAUCCAAGCCGGAUUUGGUGAUUAGUGCAUUUACAUUGGGUGAUGUACCAUCAACAGCGCUCCAGAAAUCGAUUGUUCGACAGCUGUGGGAUAUGACAGGCGAUGUAUUGGUGUUGAUCGAUCGAGGCACACCCAUUGGUUUCUCAAAUAUUGCUCGUGCUCGCCAAUAUGUUUUGGAUACAAAUGAGGACGUACAUGUGGUAGCACCGUGUCCCCAUGAUAAACCUUGCCCCCUUCUCUAUUCGCCGGAUGCCAAACCUGAUAGGCUAUGGUGCCAUUUCUCACAAAGAGUCCAACGACCACAAUUUCUGAUGAAAACCAAACAUUCAAAGUCAAACUCUGAAGAUGCCAAAUACUCCUAUGUUGUGCUUCGGCGGGGUCAGCGUCCCAAAGUGACAGAAGGCGAUCAUGCAUCGGAAGCUUAUACAUGGUCACGGCUGGUGCAGGCACCAAUGAAGAAACAAGGUCAUGUGAUUAUGGACGUGUGUACAAAAGAAGGGGAAAUACAGCGAAUGGUUGUACCUAAAUCGCAGGGUAAGGUGCCUUACAAGGAUGCACGCAAGAUUGCAUGGGGUGAUCUCUUUCCACAUCCACCAAAGAACAAGCCUGUUGUUCGCAUGUCCAAAGGAUCCACUAGCAAUGAUGAUGAUGUAGCAUAA
Molecule: messenger RNA, 1338 nt
Organism: Lichtheimia ornata
Lineage: Eukaryota; Fungi; Mucoromycota; Mucoromycetes; Mucorales; Lichtheimiaceae
Exons: 10
Coding region: 1-1338 (445 amino acids)
Biological process (GO): translation
Cellular component (GO): mitochondrial small ribosomal subunit
Molecular function (GO): structural constituent of ribosome; methyltransferase activity
Source: RefSeq, a predicted model, not a curated record